AUCGCCGAGGCUUGCGACUGCAGGAGGGAGCCUACAGCACCGAAGAUCCUUGCAGACCCCACAGAUUACGCGUGCAUCCUUCCAGACCUCUGACAACUCCCAGCAUCCCGGCGAUCACCCAACGCCCUGGAGUUGGGGCGAGGCCACGUGUCUGCGGGGACGCUGUGCACCUUCGGUCCGGGAAACCUGAGUCGAGUGCAGCCGCGCGUCCUUAGAAGCCCGGCGAGGAAAGGAGCCGGGGCAGCCAGAAGCAGCGAGAUGAGCCCUCAAGUCGGCUGAGCGCGCAAGGAGCUGGCCCGGCCACCGCAAGGGACAUGGCACCUUGGCUCAAGAGAAGGCUUCGUGGCAAAAGGCGAUCAGUGAUGGCAUUCUGCCUCUUGAUGACCCUGUCUUUCAUGGCUGUCACACACUUUCCGCCGCUGCGUCCAGCCACCAGCAUGGAUCCUGGGCCCAUGGAGCCCCAGGGGGUCACUGGCACACAUGACCCCCGUGUCCAGCGAGCUCUGAGCCCUAGCCAGAGACAGUGGGCAAGAAACCUGGUGUUCUGGAAAGGCUCGGCUUUGCCCAGGAAUUCCAACUUGGUCUGUGCUGAGGAGCAAGCCCACAGAGGAAGAGUGGACAGAAGCAGGAGGUCCCUGAGAGAUGACAACAGACGUCCAGGGAGGGUCAGGAGGGACAUUCCUUCGGCAUCUCUAGGAAAUUUGAGACUCAGUACCUGGCGUCUUGGGCUCCUGGGGGAGGAUAAGGCCAUGAGUCCAGGAACCAAAGACCUGGGCCACCCCCAGCACACUGAUCCCACCCGGGAGUCACAGAACAAGACGGGCACCCUGGUCAGCCAUCUCGGAGGGAGCCACACAGCGGCUUCACAGGCUUGGAAAGCUACUGCUGGACCAACUCUCCAGCCCCAACCAGCCGAAGGCAGGAGUCUGCCAGGAGCUGAGAGGACAGUCUUGGCUGGUGGUCGACAAGCAGAGGAUCCUGCCCCGGCGUGGGGGGCUCGUCAGUGGCCUGGCUCUGUUGGGAAGCUGCAAGGAUCCGUAUGGUGUGACGCUGAGCACUCAGGGCUGUUAACCAGUGGGCAGGUGCCCCCCUGGCUCACAGAACACGAUGUAGAGGCCCUCUGGCUGCUGGCCCAGGGGGAGGUGGUGGGCAAAGCCAGGAUUCCCGCCCAUGGGCAGGUGCUGCAGGUCGGCUUCUCUCCCGAAGGGAGCCUUCAAGGUGUGUCUGCUCCCGGGCUCAGCCAGCUCUGCUCCCAAGGCCUCUGCGGCCUAAUCAAGAGGCCCGGGGACCUGCCCGAGGUCCUGUCCUUCCAUGUGGACCGUGUGCUGGGGCUGCGCCGGAGCCUACCCGCUGUGGCCCGGCGCUUCCGCAGCCCGCUGCUGCCUUACCGCUACACGGAUGGGGCCGCAAGGCCGGUCGUCUGGUGGGCACCCGACGUACAGCACCUGGGAGACCCGGACAACGACCAGAACUCUCUGGCCUUGGGCUGGCUGCAGUACCAGGCCCUGCUGGCGCGUAGCUGCAGCUGGCCAGGCCCGGCCCCGUGCCUGGGCAUCCGCCACAGCGAAUGGGCUCGCCUGGCACUGUUUGACUUCCUGCUGCAGGUCCAUGACCGCCUGGAUCGCUACUGCUGUGGCUUCGAGCCUGAGCCCUCGGACCCCUGCGUGGAAGAGAGGCUCCGGGAGAAAUGCCGGAACCCGGCUGAGCUGCAACUGGUCCACAUCCUGGUCCGGAGCAGCGACCCGUCUCAUCUGGUCUACAUCGAUAAUGCCGGCAACCUUCAGCACCCUGAGGACAAGCUGAAUUUCCGGCUGCUGGAGGGCAUAGACGGGUUUCCGGAGUCUGUUGUGAAGGUUCUUGCAUCUGGGUGUCUACAGAACAUGCUGCUCAAGUCACUGCAGAUGGACCCAGUGUUCUGGGAGAUCCACGGCGGGCGCGAGGGGCUGAGGCAGGUUCUCCAGACCCUGGAGCGGCGAGGACAAGUCCUGCUGGGACACAUUCAGAAGCACAACCUGACACUCUUCAGGGAUGAGGACCUGUGAGUGCUGCCACUGCCCAGGCAGCCCUCCUGCCUCACCACUGGGGACACCUCACAACACAAACCUGAGCCCACAAUCACCCAUCGGACGGCCACAUUGUCUUGGGCUCAGCCUUCUUGAGGACAACUGGGAGAAGCCAGAAAACAAACCAGAGGGCACCAUGGAUGCCUCGGAAAGUUCCACCUACUUGGGUGGUGGAGGCGGUUGUGGGUGUUGGGGUUUCAGUCUCACCACAUUCCUACAGGGAAAUAUCUGCCUUUUCUGCCUUCUUGGCUCUGGCUAUUUACUCCCUCACACCAAUAAAUACAUAAAGAAUG
Molecule: messenger RNA, 2356 nt
Organism: Choloepus didactylus (southern two-toed sloth)
Lineage: Eukaryota; Metazoa; Chordata; Mammalia; Pilosa; Megalonychidae
Gene: GASK1A
Product: golgi associated kinase 1A
Exons: 5
Coding region: 315-2042 (575 amino acids)
Cellular component (GO): Golgi apparatus
Source: RefSeq, a predicted model, not a curated record